This is a messenger RNA of Microplitis demolitor, 2503 nucleotides long. RefSeq names its product odorant receptor 46a. The record is from RefSeq and is a predicted model, not a curated record. Lineage: Eukaryota; Metazoa; Arthropoda; Insecta; Hymenoptera; Braconidae. Gene Ontology annotation, biological process: sensory perception of smell; detection of chemical stimulus involved in sensory perception of smell. Gene Ontology annotation, molecular function: olfactory receptor activity; odorant binding. The transcript has 6 exons. Gene Ontology annotation, cellular component: plasma membrane. The coding region runs from base 998 to 2164 and encodes 388 amino acids.
CUUUUACCAUUGAGUCGAUACCAAAUGACAAGAGAGUGUGGGAAUAGAGCACAAGAUGGCGGUGUACGGUCUGUUAGAAAUAGCAAUUUGUUGUUAAUCCGGAUAGCCAGAGUUGCUCUUCAUCUUUUGCUGGUAUUCUCUUGUCCAAAACCGGUCGUAGGUUUCAGUGUGGUGUGGAAAAGUUUUUAUCUACGGUAAUUUCAGUUUGUGAAUAUUGAGUCAGAUAAUUAGUCAGCCCAAUUAGUUUAUUCAUGCGGUGAUAAGGAUUCAAUUUUAAUUAAAAAUAUUUGUUAUUAUAUUUGUAUAAUUAACUAUAUAACAAGAACUGUGUCAAAAUAGACGUAUUUAAAAUUUUUUAACAUCGGUUCCAUUUCAAAAAUUUUGAUUAAUCUGUUAAUCAUUAGUAACUAAGGUGAUACAACAUUACUUAAGAAGACAUUCGAUAAGAAUAAACUCUGCAAGAUUUACAUUGCUUCCAAUAUAUCAGAGCUUACACUGAAUAUAUACAUGGGUGUCAUGCAUGGAUAAUAUAACUUUGACUUUGUUUCCACGGUAACAAAAUAAAUACAAACCCUUAGUCAGAUUCCGGAAAUAAAAGUCAAUAAAAUGAUAGAGGUAAAUAUUGGCGUACGUCGGAGACAAAAACUGAAUACGUUGAAUGUCGAAAGAUAUCAUUACAAUAAAUAUCAUCUAUACCACGCAUCGAUCUCUCUACUGCACUGUCUAUGAUUACUGGGUAAGAAUAUUCGGUUCUUAUUUCAAGAACAAAAAUCGAAAUAGAAGAAGGGUUGGAAGGAAUAGGAAAUCGGCUGUAUCUACUACGCAUAGAAAGUCAUUAUUUAUUCAUAACCAUAUGACAUUUUCUCUAGAUAGUAAUUUCCAUAAACGUUUAGCUGUGACUUUCUGUAUCCUUUGAUAUUUUAUUAUCUAUUUCUGUAAGUUAUGAGCUUCCCGUAACAUUAACCCUCAUUGUUAAACAAAUUUUCGUCGAGUCAACAUGAAAAUUCUUCCCUAUAGUUUCAAGAUACUCGAGUACUUCGGUGGGUGGAAACCACUCGAGUGGAACACAAAUCGAAAAGGAACGUUAUAUAAUAUAUAUACAUUAACAAUCGCCUUAACACUGGCCACUUUUUGCAUAUCUUGUUUAGUAGAUUUAUUUCACACAACAAAUUUCGAAGAUAUUGUCCAAAAUAUGUCAAUGUCACUAACAUUUAUAAUCGGCUGUUCGAAACUGAUUCUUCUUAUUGUGAAGCGCAUAGAAAUAAUAAAUGUCUUACAAUUAUUCGACUUAAAUAUCUGCAGAGUCAGAUGCGCUGAAGAAGCAAACAUACUAUUGAAGUACGAUACAAAAGAAAAAAAUCUUAUCAAAAAGUACGGAGGUUCAGUGUGUAUUGCAGUAGUUGUUAUAAACAGUGCUUCGGUAUUAAAUAAUAUUCCAACAAAAACACUUCCGAUCAGUGGCUGGUUCCCUUAUCGCCAUACCAACAGUACUGGAUUUUGGGUCGCAUAUUUUCAUCAAAUGAUCGCACUUUCUAUUACCUCCAUGAUUGCAUUCUCAUUUGAUACCGUUGUUUACGGUGUUUUCUUACGAAAUUGUGGUCAAUUGAAAAUUUUGAAAAAUCGUCUAGAGAAUUUUGUGGAAAUAAUUAAUGGAGAGAAACUGAAUAACAAAACUAGUGGAUCGGUUUGCACAAUAAGAAAGAGUGAACGUAAUUUUAUUAGGCAAUGCAUUCAUCAUCACUGGAUUAUAUUAAAGUUUUCCCAACAGUCUAAUGAUUUAUUUGCCCCGAUAAUAUUUAUUCAAUACUCAUUUAGCUCUCUGAUACUUUGUCUCAUCGUCCAAUCAUCAACGAAGCUUGUUUUUAUGAGUCCUGAGUUUAUAUUUAUGGUCAUAUAUCUUGGAUGCAUGUUAUUGCAAAUAUUUUUAUUUUGUUGGUAUGGCAAUGAAGUAACACUAGAGAGUUCAGGAAUACAUUUAGCAAUUUACAAUAUGAAUUGGCAAGUUUUGAUAACUAGAAGUCAAAAAGAUUUGUUGAUUAUGAAAACCCGGGCUAUUUUACCAAUUAGAUUUACUACUGGUUACCUAAUAGAACUUUCAUUAGAUUCCUUCACUAAACUCAUUAAGUUUUCUUAUUCGGCGUACAAUCUUCUUCAUCAAAAAUAAAUUAAAAUGUAAAAAAAUCAUUAGUAUUAUGUUCUUCAUCAGAAUUUAGCAGUACUUCACGUUCAGAAGCUAAUAAAUCAAGAGGUGAACCCAAAAUUUUUAUUAACUUAUAAACUACUACGACAAAGUCUAAUGAUAUGAAAAAUAUAGUGCGUGGCAUAGGAGAAAAUGCAAUUUCCAACCGGGUGAUGUCAGCGCACGAGGUUUUUACUUGACCCUCUUCUGAAAUCGUCUUAGUUCACUCCUUCUCACGCAGUAUAAUAUCUUAUAUCAAAUUCCUAAAGAUUACUGUUGUGUAUCGACGAAUGAUAGUUAAAAAUAAAUACAUGUUACAAAAAU